AUGCGCAAAACGGGAUGUCAAACGUCACGCAUUCCUCAUCCCCCAAGCUCUCCCUUCUUUUUCCCCGUUCUCCCCUCAUCUCCUCCGCUCUCCCCUCAUCUCCUCCGCUCUCCCCACAUCUUCUCCGCUCUCCCUCCAUCGUCCCCGCUCUCCCCUCAUCGUCUCCCCUCAUCUUCAGGGCUCUCCCCUCAUCUUCCCUGCUCGUUCCUCAUCUCCCCCGCUCUCCCCAACCCCCACUCCCUCCCCUCCCCCCAUACUCUCUCCUCAUUUCCUUGCGUGCUCCGCUUAUCUCUACGCGCUUCAUUGCUCCCCCUUUUUUUGCACCCACCCUUCAUCUCCCCACCACUCUCCGCCUCCCCUACUCUUCUCCCAUCCCCCACUCAACCCUCAUCUCGCUUACCUCCCUCCCCACCGUCCCCCCACUCACCCGUCAUCUUCCUCACUCCCCUCCCCAGUUCCCACGUCCUAACCAUCCCUCACCCCCCCCCCUCCGGCCCUCCCCUCACCUUUCCCACACCCACCCCUCAUCUACGCCACCCAUUCACUCCUCAUUAG
Molecule: messenger RNA, 555 nt
Organism: Closterium sp. Naga37s-1
Lineage: Eukaryota; Viridiplantae; Streptophyta; Zygnematophyceae; Desmidiales; Closteriaceae
Source: the annotation of a GenBank genome assembly